AUGGCGGCAUAUUUGCGCUCCCAGCUGGUGCUACUCAGGUCGCCAGGGCAGCGACAUCUGUUGAGCUAUCGCUCAUCGUCAUCCUCCGCUGCACCAAGCACUAUUACGCCUCCACCUGCUCCUGCAGGAGGACGUACCAGUUCCAAAGGCUCGCCUAAAUACUGGAUUUAUGGACCUCCCGGCUUAGCAUCGUCUAUGCUAUCCUUGAUGGUGCUCCUCACCCCCUCAUCCUCCGAUGUGCCAGCAGCUGAUGGUGCUGUUAUCACUGGGCACGUGCCUUAUGAACCCCCUUUGCAAAAUGCAACAUAG
Molecule: messenger RNA, 309 nt
Organism: Triticum turgidum subsp. durum (durum wheat)
Lineage: Eukaryota; Viridiplantae; Streptophyta; Magnoliopsida; Poales; Poaceae
Source: the annotation of a GenBank genome assembly